AGCAAGAGCCAGGAUGGAUCUGGCUGAGCCAAAGCAGCUGCCAUGCCUUCACAGUUUCUGCAGAAAGUGUUUGGGGACCACAUCGCCAACAACGUCCCACGUGGUCGAACGCUGACCUUUACAUGCCCUGUGUGUCGAAGAGUCACCAAACCAGCCAAUCCGGAUGGAAGCAGAUUAAAAGAAUGGGCAGAUGCUUUCCCGGACAAUUUCUUCAUUCUGGGGUUGAUGGAGACGCUGAAUACGCGAAAUUCAAAAUCCACUGUUCACAAUAUACAGAAGACUCUGAACACAACAUCUGAGAAGUGUACCAAACACUCUGUCAAUAAGUGUGAUGCUUACUGUACUCUGAAACGUGUGGGUGUGUGCGGUCAGUGUUGUUUUGAGGAACACAAGGAUUGUGGGAAUCAUCACCUGAACACAGAAGAUGCUGCAGACGUCACAGCCUUGAAGUUGAAGGAUUUUAAAGCAAAAAUGGAGACCUUCAAAGACGAUGUGGAAAGAGCAAGAGAAAAAUUUGAACUCUCGAAACCGAGGGAACUCCGCUUACAGAAAGAAGAACUUGCUUUAAAGAUAUCAGAACAUUUUUCAGACUUGAAGAGUAAGCUUGUCAAGUGUCUCAUACAGAAGGAAAAGGACGUAGCUGAACAACUGGCGGAUAUUAUAGAGAAGGAGAAAAAUGGUAUCUCUGACAAGGUGGACGAAUGUUCCUCAUUGAUAAAGUCCUUCCAUGAUACAGUGGACCUUUUUGACAAGCUCAUGAGCACCUCCUCUAUAAAUGCCCUCACAGCAUUGUACAACAUAGAAGAGCAGAUAGCCAGCUACACCACCGCUGUGGAGACCCUUCAGUUGUCCAGUGAGAAGACUCCUGUUGAUUUUGUUCCUCUUGUUAAUGAGGUGGAGGAGAUAAUGGCAGGAGUCAAGAUAGGAGAGGUCAGAUUAGGAGUCGAGAAUGUUGAUAUAAAAAUAGUUGAGGACACAGAGGAGGAGGUGUUCCGGGCUCCCCAGGAGGCAGAAGCAGAGCAAGAGACACCUGAAGAACCAGCGGAGGAAAGGCUUCAAGCAGCAGCUCCAGUAAUGCCUUCAGCCCCACCACCACCACCUGAAGAACGGCCAUAUUGCCUCCAGGGCUUCUCUUCAGCAUCCCUCAGUCCUCGCCCUGGGGAAUCUUAUUCGUCUAGCAGACAUCGUCUUCAACACCAAAAUCAACCACAACGGUCAUCCCAUUACAUCUCCCCUUCCAGAGAACUCUCAAGUUCCACUUCUCCAUCAAGAGAUCUUCAAUCUCGAACAACUGAAGAUUACGAUGUGAGUCUGUGGCGGUCACUGUCUUUCUUCGGAAACAUGACGUAUGUUGAGAGGCGGGGCGGGCUCGUUGGUAUUACUGCCAUGUCGAGGAACCUGUGUGCUGUGGCAGAUAGAUUCAACAACUGCAUUAAAGUGAUCAAUAUCAAAGGGCGGAUCGUCAAUGCUCUCACGUUCGGGAACAUGGAUCCUUGGGAUAUAACCUAUGCACAUUCCAUCAGGCAACUGGUUGUAACCUGUCCGAACCAGUCCUUUCUGGUAUAUGUAGCAGAUGACACUGACAACAACAGAUACUACAUUAGUGAAACUGUACAAACCAGGCCCUAUUCCUCAAUCUCAAGCUUACGAAAUAAUACAUAUGUCGCCGGAGUGUGUCGACCUCAUGGCAACCCAAGAGUUGACGUCAUCAACAGCUUCGGAACCGUCCUCUCAUACGUCGACGUUCAGUGUCAGUACCCGCGGUCAGUACAGGCUUUGAGUGACGGCAAGCUGGUCAUCUGUGACUGGACAAAGAAGGCAGUGGUGAUGGUUGGGACGAAUGGCACCGUGAUCAAGUCCUACCAUGGGGUAGAAGGCGAGGGGCUGAAAGAACCAAAUGCAAUGACAAAAGAUAAGUAUGGGAAUGUGAUCAUUCUGGAUCACAAGACCCGAAAAAUCCACAUCCUGAGUGGACAAACAGGUGAGUGCCGAAAUGUGGUACCACUUGAAGGUUGUCAAGACCCAAGAACCAUCGCAAUGGUUGAAUCAAGUCGGAAUGGACAGGCUCUUAUGAUCGCAGACUCACAGAAUGGAAUCCAUGUGUUUUCUGUUGAAGCCCCACUAAGCCCUACUCAAGUGUGAGCAGCUAUGUCUACUGUUGCAAGAGCUAAAUUGUGAAUAACAGAACAACUCCGCCUGGUGAUGGAGCUUCUUCAAGAGGAUGCAGGUUCCAGUUCUUCGUCACGCUUUCCGAGUUUGAUUCAACAAUGGAUGUUUCUGUUGAAAAAUGGAAAUUCCUGCUUUUGGUGUCAUGUGUAGACCUUCUCUUCAGCACUGAAACAAAUCACUCGUAAGGGUGAAGGGUCACUGUUGCACCAGGUUGAAGUCUUUCAAUGGCAUUUAGAAGUGACACAUAAAGAGGAACUCUAUGGAAGUCAGUAGGGCUGGCUAAAACGAUCGAUUAUCGGAAAUGUCAUCGAUAGGAAAGAUUAUUAAAGAUAAUCGAUAUGAAAAUUGUGUUAUCGGUAAUAUCGUAAGUAAACUGUUGUGAUAGAAAACAGGUAUAAUUUUCUAAACUAAAAACAAAUUUAGGACUUUAUCCAUGGUGUACAUCUAAUUAUGAUAGUGUUUGUGUAAAAGGUUUUAAUUAGUCCCUAGAAGGUCAACCCCAGCCCUGUAAUAUGAGGAACACAAUGUUUCGGAGUAUUGUCUUACUCCCUCAUCAGCUGAGUGAAAAACUAGAAAACAGCCAGCUAUGUAUAUGUGAAACAAACAAAAGAGACAUGAUUAAACAGUUGGACACUUACCAAGGGAAGCCAAUAAUUUGCUCUAAAUGGUGUGGAUUAAUUGAAGCCAGGAGUAUAGCCAGGGAAAAAUAGUACUGAGCACUGAUUGGUGCAUAUGUUCCUUGGUUAAGGCUGAUUGCUGUUUGGAAUCUGUUGAUGUCUAUGGCUUCUUGCAGCUUUGCUGGUUUCUUCUGUAAAUGUGACUGGUGGGGUAGCCUAGUGAUUAAAGCAUUCGCUCAUCACACUGAAGGCCUGGGUUUGAUUCCCCAUAUGGGCAUAAUGUGUGAAACCCAUUUCUGUUGUUCCCCAGCUUGAUAUUGCUUGAUAUUGCUAAAAGCGAGGUAAAACAAUACUCACUCACUCAAACAUCCAACUGACCUGCUGUGAUAUAACUGAAAUGUUCAAAGCGGCGUCACACCUAACCCACAGAACCCAAAAUGGCGAUUGUCCGGGACCUAUUAGUUGAUGAUAUUUAGUGGUAGCGUUUGUCUUUAGUAGCUUGGGGCAGUGGGGAAGCCUCGUCACGCUGAAGAUCCAGGUUUGAUUCCACACAUGGGUACAAUGUGUGAAGCCCAUUUCUAGUAUCCCUGCUGUGAUAUUGCUGGAUGCUGCUACAAGCCACAUAAAACCAUACUCACUCACUCACUCACUCACUUUAAUAGCUUAUGAAGUGGAAAUACUAACCCAAAGUAUUGUGUAAUUUUCAAUAAUGAAUGUUACAAUCUAUUUUGCCAUCAUAUUCACCUUACAAUGAGAUAACUCAUUACAUUCCACUCUGUACAUAAUGACUUGACAGUUGCCAUAGAGACUGUAAAAUGAAUUUCCCGCCAUAGUACCCUCCACCAAGGAAAACUGAAGGUGCGGAAUUGUCUCAGUUCUAAUAGUUGGGUACAUUUGUUUCUCAGUCUGUUGAGGAUGGGACCAGGUCGUCAGAAUAAUAUGUGAUUAAAUUGCUCCUUUUUACUCUCGUUUUUGAACAAACAUACCGUUCAUGGAAAAUGUAGGUGUAGUAUUAGUCAAUCUUUCAUUGAAUCAUACAAAACAUGAUUACAGGAAUCCCAUCUCGACUUCAUAUCCCUAUUCUUCCCAUUAUCUCAAGACAAGUAGGGGUGGUGAGGUAGCCUGGGGGUUAAAGCUACGCCCGUCAUGCCAAAGAUCCGGGUUCCAUUCAAAUUUCUGGUGAUAUUACUGGAAUAUUGCUAAAAGUGGUGUAAAGCUAAACUCAGUCACUCACUGAAGACAAGUAAGAAAUAACCCUUGUAAGUUUUAGUGCCUUCCAAGUGUCCACCCCCCCACCCCCCAACCCCCGUAUAUAUCCCCAUAGACUCUUAUGUGUAAAAACUCAUUAUAUCUCGUAAUAUUGUGGCAUCAAUAUCUUUUGUUACCUCUCGAAUGAUUUGAAUUGAACAUUUUGGCAAAUAUGUUCCGUAUUGUGGACAAAACAGGGUCUCGAUCCACAAAGCAUUCAUUAUGUGUCGACCUGUCGUAACUACUAUAUCAUAGACUUACGAAGUCGUAGCGCUACCGAUCGGGACCCAGACCUGUAAUGUAUGUGUAUCCGCUUGUACUUUGAAUCCGAUGAACCUUUCAUCGAAGGAGAAGCUAGACCUAACUGUGAUAUGUAUGUUUUGCCAUAUUCUUUCACCAGUACCAUUAAACAAGUGCUGAAAAAACUUUGUCUGUAUUUU
Molecule: messenger RNA, 4474 nt
Organism: Haliotis rubra (blacklip abalone)
Lineage: Eukaryota; Metazoa; Mollusca; Gastropoda; Lepetellida; Haliotidae
Exons: 2
Coding region: 43-2142 (699 amino acids)
Source: RefSeq, a predicted model, not a curated record